AUGGCAACCGCGGAGUGGAAGCACAAUUGGACAUCCACAACGCACUCACGAUCUCCUGCUGUAGCUACAUCUGAAGGGCAGAAUGUUGAGUUGAUUUUACAAGCUUUAGGAGAAUCCGCAAAAAGGGGACUUCAUAGUAUGGUGGACGUCCCCCAGAAAACAUAUGCAGACGACCUUCACUUUGCUAUGAGUGCAGUCAUUGGUCCAGUUGUCUGUCUGUUUGGUAUGCUAGGCAAUCUUCUGUCCGUCAUAACUUGGCAACGACCAAAAAUGAGCAGUUCUACCGGAACGUACCUAACAGGACAGGGAGUGGCGAACUUCUUCCUUCUCCUGCUGUUUCUACUGUGUGACUCGCUGCAGUAUUGGUCCCCUGAGCUUAAGCACUCCUUCAUCUAUGGUGCCUUCUUCGCCUACUUCGGCUUCCCCAUGUUUUUCCUGACCAUUAUGUUAAGCAUCUGGUUCACAGUGGCUCUCACAGUGGACAGAUACAUCAUGGUUUGUUGGGUCACCAAGGCCAAAAGUCUCUGCAAUGAGUCUAGGGCAAACGUCGGCCUCAUCCUCAUCUCAGUCAACAGCUUUAUGAUCAACAUCCCUCACUUCGCCUCGUUUACCCCCAUCUACCAAGACGAGGACAACAACAAUACCCACAACUACAUCAACAACAACAACAACACUAACGACAGGCAGCCGAAAGUGGCUUAUACUGAGACAGAAUUUGGAAUGAGUGCAGGAGGAAUGUUCUACGAGUUCUGGAUUCACUGUAUGGUGCUGACGGUGAUUCCUUGGAUGUCCGUGUUGUAUAUGAAUGUUAUGAUCAUCGUUAAGAUCAAUGAAGCCAACACAAGAAUGGCGGACAAGAAGACCAGCCAAUCGCUGAUGAAAUCCAAGAAGUCAGAAAACCAGAUCACCCGUCUGCUCCUGGCUGUGACCUUCACCUUCCUCUUCUUCCUUGGCUUCAACUGCAUCACCCACUGUCUAUGGACGAAGAAGCUGCCUGGGGCGAACCCAGUAAUGGUGUCUGCAUCAUUUUCCUUUGGCAAAACGGGAAUCUUGUUCAACUCGUCCUUGAACUUUGUCCUCUACUGUCUGACCGGAAGGAGAUUCCGGACUGAGCUGCUAAAGAUGCUUGGUCUGGUCAGUAAGGACCUGAUGAUGUCCAGCAUUGUGGACACCCCGACCAGCAAUACCUCCUCAACGUCUAUGGCGGCAUCUGUCACAAGAACCUUAACCAAAGACACGUGA
Candidula unifasciata is the source of this 1242-nucleotide messenger RNA. The record is from the annotation of a GenBank genome assembly. Lineage: Eukaryota; Metazoa; Mollusca; Gastropoda; Stylommatophora; Geomitridae.